Cucumis melo (muskmelon) is the source of this 2722-nucleotide messenger RNA. Its product is annotated as putative zinc transporter At3g08650. Lineage: Eukaryota; Viridiplantae; Streptophyta; Magnoliopsida; Cucurbitales; Cucurbitaceae. The transcript has 6 exons. Bases 548 to 2332 code for a protein of 594 amino acids. Gene Ontology annotation, cellular component: membrane. The record is from RefSeq and is a predicted model, not a curated record. Gene Ontology annotation, molecular function: zinc ion transmembrane transporter activity. Gene Ontology annotation, biological process: zinc ion transmembrane transport.
UUUGAUAAAUGAAACUAUCAAUCCAAAAUGGAGGGAUGUAAUUGAAAAAGUUGUGGAGUGUAGGGAGUAAACCAUAAAUUAGUGUAAUUUUAAACAAAGUUCCAAUUUUUGAACCAAUUUAAGAUCCAAAGUUUGCUAUUAUUCAUUCCACCAACCACCUCAAGAAAACUGCUGCCUUUUCUCAUUCGCCCCAACUCUUAAGGUCUGGGGAGCGCCUUUAUUCCUCUUCAUUUCUUCUUUCUUUCUUCAUUUCUUCUCCCAUAGCUGCAAAGGCGCCUCCCUGGUGUUAAUCUAACAAGAACAGGUGGUUUGUAAUUUUGAAAUGAAGGUCGCCUGCAGCUGCUGAAAGUCAUAUGCUAUAAGCUCCGUGGCUGGGAAGCAGUGUCUAACGCUCUUUUAGGAUUGUGGUGCGUAGUAAAGUCUGUUCUAUCUGGUGCUUGAGAGAUUGGACAAAUGUGCUCCUAAUUGUGUCUCUGUGAGAAAAUUCUGUUCAUUCGUCCAAUUCAUGAAGUUAUAAUCACUGAGUGAAAUCUGGUUGAGAAAAAAAAUGACAGUGGAUUUUAAGCGAGUUCUGUUGUUUUCUCUACUGUUCUUAUUGUUCUGCGGUCGUGCUAUAGCAGAGUUUGAACAUGGGAAUUCACAAAAGAUUAUAUCUGCUCCAGAUAAAAGUGGAAUAAAAGUUAUUGAUGGUUCUGGUACAGAGAAUUUGAUUGGUUUUGAGGAUACUAACUACUUGUUGCAUGAGAGAAAAGGAGGGAGCAGAGUUUCAGUGUCGACUGUUGCAGUAUUUACAUUGGCCAUGGCUGCUGCUACAGGUUUAGGUGCUGUUCCAUUCUUCUUUGUGGAACUCGAUCCCCAGUGGGCUGGUUUAUGCAAUGGAAUGGCUUCUGGGGUGAUGUUGGCUGCUAGCUUUGAUCUUAUACAAGAAGGGCAGGAACAUGGUGCCGGCAAUUGGGUUGUAAUUGGGAUUUUAGCUGGUGGAAUUUUUAUUUGGCUUUGUAAGAAGUUUCUUGAACAGUACGGUGAAGUGAGUAUGUUAGAUAUAAAAGGUGCUGAUGCAACUAAAGUUGUUCUUAUAAUUGGGAUAAUGACUCUUCAUUCAUUUGGUGAGGGCUCUGGUGUCGGUGUUUCUUUUGCUGGGUCUAAGGGUUUCUCUCAAGGUCUUUUGGUGACUUUAGCUAUUGCUGUGCAUAACAUACCUGAGGGAUUAGCUGUAAGUAUGGUUCUUGCCUCAAGGGGUGUCUCACCACAGAAUGCCUUGUUGUGGAGUGUGAUUACAUCAUUACCUCAGCCUAUUGUAGCAGUUCCCUCGUUCAUAUGUGCUGAUGCAUUUAACAAAUUCCUUCCCUUCUGUACGGGCUUUGCUGCUGGAUGUAUGAUAUGGAUGGUGGUCGCAGAAGUACUCCCUGAUGCAUUUAAGGAAGCUUCACCAUCACAAGUUGCAUCUGCAGCCACACUUUCUGUGGCAUUCAUGGAAGCUCUAAGUACCUUGUUUCAGAGUUUCACCCAUGAAUACAACUCUGGAGAUGUUUCUGGCUUCUUUGUUUCCUUACUUUUUGGCGUCGGCCCACUACUCGGUGGCCUUGUUCUAGUUGUAUUUGCUCAUGCUUUUCAUCUUCAGCACGCUCUUCUCAUGGGUACUGCUUCUGGGAUUGCUUUCAUUCUUGGUGCUUGGCGACCGUUGCAGCUACUAUUUUCUUCAAAAAUGGAUUUCAUCCCUCUCACAACACUCCUAACAUUAGGAGCAGCAUUCAUCCACUUCUCGAGUUCCAGUCUUCUGAAGCUCGCUGGUCAGAAAAAAGCUUCAGUGAAUGAUUUAGCAGCUUCGACCAAUUUUUCAGUAAGUGUGCACACCCUUCAAUCUUUCCUAUCAUGUGGAGCAAUUGCAUUCCAUGCUUUAGCUGAAGGACUCGCACUAGGAGUCGCUGCACCAAAAGCAUAUGGGUUCGGUCGUCACAUAGUUCUCCCUGUUUCUCUACACGGCCUCCCUCGAGGUGCAGCAGUAGCUAGUUGUAUAUUCGGGGCAACUGAUAGCUGGCAUGGAUCUCUCAUGAGCGCAGCCCUCAUUGGAUUCGUAGGUCCAAUCUCUGCAAUUGGAGCCAUACUUGCAGGUAUCGACUACAGUGGUUUAGAUCACGUGAUGGUGCUGGCUUGUGGUGGGCUACUUCCGAGCUUCGGAAGUAUAAUCAAGAGAGCAAUGCGAUUGGAUACACAGAAAAGUAGCAGCGGACUUGUGAUUGGUUUGGGUUUUGCUAUUUUGUGUUUGAUGUGCACCAAAUUGGUUUGCUUGCACACACCUUACUGCAACUCUGCACCCGAAGCCGUUAGAUGAUGAAUGCGAGUGUGUUCGUCUUUGUAAUUAAUUUGACAGGUCAUUGCAGCGUUCUGCUCGCAAAGGGAUACACAUUUGAGAGUUGUUGCAGAUACGAAUGAAAAGGGCACACAUGAGUUUAAAGCAAAACUGAUGGCAGAGCUUUUUACUCAUAUUUGCAAUUGAAAGAGGGGAGGGAGGGAGGAAGCUCAUCCAAUUUCUAGAGGUGUGUGUUUAAAAUUUUCUUUUAUACAAUAGAUUUAUGUUAUGAUAACCGUAGGAAUUUUGGUUGUAUUGUAUUUUAUUCUCACAGAAAGGGGGAGAUGGAUUAGGAUAGUUUUAAAUGGUUAAAGCUUUUGAUGUUACUAUUAAUAUUACAUGGCAUGGUAUAAAUCUUGGGUUACUUUUUUA